AUGUCCACCCCCUCCCCACACCCACCAGGGAAUCGCCUAAACAUGUCCACCCCCUCCCUAAACAUGUCCACCCCUCCUCCCCACACCCACCAGGGAAUCUGCCUAAACAUGUCCACCCUCCCCACACCCACCAGGAAUCGCCUAAACAUGUCCAACCCCUCCCCACAUCCACCAGGGAAUCGGCCUAAACAUGUCCACCCCUCCCACCAGAGAAUCUGCUCUAAACAUGUCCACCCCUCCCCACACCCACCAGGGAAUCAGCCUAAACUUGUCCACCCCCUCCCACACCCACCAGGAAUCUGCCUAAACAUGUCCACCCCUCCCCACAUCCACCAGGGAAUCAGCCUAAACUUGUCCACCCCUCUCCCACACCCACCAGGAAUCGGGCCUAAACAUGUCCAUGCCUCCCCACACCCACCAGGGAAUCGGCCUAAACAUGUCCACCCCCUCCCCACACCCACCAGGGAAUCGGCCUAA
Molecule: messenger RNA, 477 nt
Organism: Haliotis rubra (blacklip abalone)
Lineage: Eukaryota; Metazoa; Mollusca; Gastropoda; Lepetellida; Haliotidae
Product: extensin-like
Exons: 1
Coding region: 1-477 (158 amino acids)
Source: RefSeq, a predicted model, not a curated record